This is a messenger RNA of Eruca vesicaria subsp. sativa (arugula), 1952 nucleotides long. The record is from the annotation of a GenBank genome assembly. Lineage: Eukaryota; Viridiplantae; Streptophyta; Magnoliopsida; Brassicales; Brassicaceae.
AUGGUGAAAGCAGUUGAGACUGAAGCUGCUGAUAAGAUUGCUCAGACAGAAACUGAAGGAAACGAAACGUCGCAGUCUCGUUUGAUGCUUGAUGAAGCGUGUAAAGAUGAUGAUGACUAUGAGCAAAGAUUGUUGUUGCAGGAAUCUUGUGAUGAGAAAAGUUUGGUACUUGAGAAGGCCAAAGAGAUUGCUGGUUUGCGCAGGGAACUAGAGUUGUUAUCUAAGUUGCUUUCGGGUCAUGAAAAGGGAGACAUUAAGACUUUGGAGGACCAUGAAGGAGCUGAUUUACUGCAACGUAAAGUCUCUGGAAGACUUGGUAAACAUAUAGGUUCUGUCACGUCAAAGCCUGAGAAUUUUGAGUAUUUAAGACAGUUAUCGCGUGAGCAGCUGAUCAACCAUUUUCAGACAGAGAUGAGUGAGUUGAAAAGAGAGCAUGAGUGUACAAUGCAAGAGAUGACUGAAGAGUAUUUUAGCAUUCAGAGAAGGUACUCGAAACUAGAGGAGUGUCGUUCAUUUUCUUCUUUCAAAAAGGACAAGAACUGUGAUUUUCUGCUAAAGAAGAUCCCUGAUAUCAUUUCGAAGCUGGAUAAGGUUGUAUCGGAAGAUGACAAGCUUAAAGGAAAGAGCAAUGCUGAUUCCAAGAGUCAAUUGGAUUCUCUGCUUCUACAAAAUCGUCAACUUAAAGAUUCACUAUUUGAGGCUGAGGAUAAGAUGUCACAUCAUCGAGAGCUGGUCAGGAAGCUUGAAUCAGAUGUUAAGGAUUUGCAUGCUGAAGCUUCUAUCUAUAAAGAUGUUUAUGGGUCUUUUGUGGGAGAGUUUGUGAACCAGAUUCAGUGUGCAAAAGAAGAGGCUAAUAGAGAAGAAGCCUGUGCAAGCAAGGGUUCUCUUGAUGACUCUUGUGUUGAGUCCUACAUGGCAGACGAGUACUGCACGGUGAUAUACAAAGAAGCUUUGGAGGAAGCUGGUAAAAUGAUUGGAGAGUUGAACAUGAGUGUAUUAGAAAGAGAACGAUCAGUGACUGCUGAGAAGGAACUGCUGAAACAAAAGAUUCAUUCGCUGGAAUAUUUUGUUACGGAGAAGGAGAAUGAUUUGGCUACAGUGAGGCAGAAACUAGAGAUAGUCUUUCAACAAGUUAACAAUCUGCAGUCUCAGAUUGAUAAACAAGCAGUAGUGAUUCAAGAUAAAAAUAAAGAACUGAGAGUUGCUUCAUCUCGCGCUCUGGAAAAGAGAGAAGGUUAUGUUAUGGAGAUAUCCGAGUUGACACAUAAGCUAGAGUUAGCUAGAAAGAAUCUGAAGACAACCGAAAAUGAGAAAAUGAAGUCUGAGCUGAAACUAUCAGCAACACAAGCAGAGCUAAAACUACUUCAGGAUCAGAUUGUAACUACGGUUCUGAGUUUCGCUAAAUGGAGUCAAGAUGUCGAAUGUUUGGUAGCAGAAAAGACUAAAAAGACAAACACUAGGUUGAAAAGUAUGCAGAGCCAAUUGAAUGAUCUUCUAGAUGAAGUGGAUGAACUCAAGGUGAGAGAAUCGAUGUACAAGCAACAAAUGGAGAAGAAGACUUGUGACCUCCAAAAGGCUGAGACUGAGGUUGAUCUUCUUGGUGAUGAGAUCGAUUCUCACUUGGAUCUCCUUCAGAAAAUAUAUAUAGCUCUUGAUCAUUACUCACCAAUUCUGAAGCAUUACCCUGGCAUUAUGGAGAUCUUAAAGCUUGUCCGGAGAGAAUUGAGAAGAGACUCUAAGAGAUUAUCAGUAUUCUGACAUAGGCUUCAUAUAAAUUUAGUAAUCUCUCUUUUCACACAAGUUUCAUUGCAUCUCUGUUGUCGAAUGUACACAUCCUCUAUCAAUGCAUCUUGUCUAGUACGUAGGUAGGUUUUGGAACCAUAGAGAUAAUCGGUAGUAAGAAUUGGUGUUGACGAUGGUUUUUUUAAUAUCUACUUGAUCAUAGGUUGAUC